UAUGGGCAUAACUGAUAGCGGGACUCAUGUACUCUCGUACAAUAUUUAUAAAGAAGCUGGUUGGGAGAAUCAGGCUAAUCACUUGAGGAAGUUGAUCUCGGAUGCCCAGAUGAAGAAGCUACCCGGUUGCAGCAUGAUCGAAGUGAAUGGCAUUGUUAUAGAGUUCCGUGCCGGCAAUUUUUGUCAUCCACAGGCACUGGAGAUGUGUAAACUACUCAAUUCUUUCCUCAGAAUAAUAAAUUUAGAGGAGUUAUACAUUGGCUGAAAAUGUUCUCCAGAAAAAUGAAUUGGGCUAGGACUUCAGGAGUUUUGGUAGGAUACCCAUUCUUUUGAUCUGUAACGUUUUGCUUCCCGUAUCAAGCUCAGCGAGUUAACCAAUCUUACAAUCAUCCAUAAGAAUUGCAUCUUUGAUGGAUUCUUGUCUUCCAAAUCAAAGCAAUACCAACCCAAUUGCAAUCUCCCAUGAUCAUUGAUAAAUUUGCCAUUCUUUUACCUGGGAGACUCGUAAUCUAGCGGGACAUGGAAACUCACUCUCAACCCCCAGCUACAGCUUUAAAGGAGGCCCUACCGAAAAACUAAAAGUAGAAAGAAGCUCAAUAAUCUUGAUUGGACCUAAUCUAAUUGGAAACAUUUUAGGAAAAGAUUCUUGUUACUCUAAUCAGAAUCUAAUUACUGCUGAAAGUACCAAAAGAUUUACUUCUAGAGAACCUGAUGUUUGCUCAAGGUAAUGGAUCAUAGUAUUAAUAAAAAAAGACAUGAACCUCGUAGAUUACUCACAUCAUGUUAAAUACCACGUUGGUGGGCCUCGGUUUGCAUUCCUCCAAAUUGAAGAGAGCUUUGGCUUCGUUCUCUCUCACCAACCUGAACCUUCAUGAUCACCCGCCACCUCAAAACCAGGACUCUCUGCAGAGCAGCAAACCCACGUUCGUAUCAUUCAAAUCAAUCUCUCAUCGCCAGACCACCUUCGUCUCCAUCGUUCGACCAAAGUCCUCGCUCCAAUAAUGCAUUCUCCAUCAACCGUUCGAUGGUCGAUUCCAUCCUCAAGAAACACCCAACUCAAGCUCUUUCCCUCUUCAAGAAACAGCUCCAGCUGGGCUUUCCCGGCGGCGUCGAUGAAGCCACCGUCUCCCUGGCGCUCAAGGCCUGUGAUGGAGACCUCGGGCUCUGCCGCCAGCUCCAUGGCUUCGCCAUCUCUUCUGGGUUUGUUUCGUUCACCACGGUUUCGAACUCUCUGAUGAACGCUUAUACUAAAGGUGGGAACUUUGACCGAGCUCUGUACAUUUUCGAGAACUUGGAGCGGCCCGACACCGUUUCUUGGAAUACCGUUCUGUCUGGAUUCCCGGAUAGCGAGGAUGCGUUGAGUUUUGGCGUCAGGAUGAAUUUGAGUGGGGUUGGUUUCGAUGCAGUCACAUACACUACUUUGCUUGCUAUUUGCUUGGACUACGAAGGGUUUCUGUUCGGACUGCAGUUGCAUGGUCUAGUGAUUAAAUUUGGAUUGGAUACUGAACUUUUUGUAGGCAACGCUCUUAUAACUUUGUAUUCGAGACAGGACAUGCUAGAACAUGCCAGGAAGGUGUUUGAUGAAAUUCCCAGUAGGGAUAUAGUUUCGUGGAAUGCGAUGAUAUCAGGCUACACGAAAGAAGGAAGUUAUGGGGUGGAGGCAAUACGUUUGUUUAUUGAAAUGGCGAGGGAAGGCAUGAAGCUUGAUCAUGUCUCAUUUACCAGUGCUGUUUCGGCUUGUGGCUACGAAAGGAAUUGGGAGCUUGGGAGACAGAUUCAUGGCCUGACAAUAAAAGCUGGAUAUGAGAAGCAUGUCUCGGUUGGUAAUGUCUUGAUCUCUAAUUAUUUGAAGUCUGAGACCGUGGAGGAUGCCAAAUUGGUAUUCAUGAACAUGAGCGAACAUAAUGUUGUCUCGUGGACUACAAUGAUCUCCAUGGAUGAAGAUGCCAUGUCUCUUUUCAAUCAGAUGAGAAUGGACGAAGUUUACCCAAAUGAUGUUACAUUUGUUGGACUUCUGCAUUUCAUAACAAAUAACAAUUUGGUCAAAGAAGGUGAAGUGAUUCAUGGAUACUGCUUAAGUACUAGUUUUUGCUCAGAGUUGAAUGUUUCCAACAGCCUCAUCACAAUGUAUGCAAAAUUUGGAACCAUGGGAAAUUCGUUGAAUUUUGAAGAGCUCAACUAUAGAGAAAUCAUAUCUUGGAAUGCUUUGAUAUCUGGGUACACCCAAAAUGGACAGUGCCAGGAAGCGGUCGAGACUUUCUUUUUGGUGACAAAAGAGCUACAGCCUAAUGCAUAUACAUUUGGUAGUGUAUUGAGUGCCAUAGGAGCUGGUGAGGCUAUUUCUCUAAGGCAUGGUCAAAGAUGCCAUUCACAUCUAGCAAAACUCGGACUGAACACUGAUCCAAUUGUUUCAGGUGCUCUUCUUGACAUGUAUGCGAAGCGUGGGAGCAUUUCUGAGUCUCUUAAUGUUUUCCACGAAACUCCUGUAAAGAGCCAAUUUGCAUGGACAGCAAUAAUUUCUGCUUAUGCAAGGCAUGGAGAUUGUGAGUCAGUGAUAAGACUAUUCAAGGAAAUGGAGAAGGAAGGCAUAAAGCCUGACGAAAUAACAUUCCUUUCAGUGCUAUCCGCUUGCAGUAGAAAGGGAAUGGUUGAUAUCGGCCAAGAACUCUUUGACUCGAUGGUCGAGGAGUACUUGAUCGAACCAUUGCCUGAACAUUAUUCAUGCAUGGUGGACAUGUUAGGCCGUGCAGGGAGGUUGAAAGAAGCAGAGGAGCUUGCUAGCCGCAUUCCAGGAGGCCCAGGAUUGUCUGUGCUCCAGAGCUUGCUUGGGUCGUGCAGAGUGCACGGGAACGUUGAGAUGGCAGAGAGGAUUGUGGAUGCUCUGAUGGACAUGGAGCCCACAGAAUCAGGGUAUUACGUGUUGAUGUCGAACUUGUAUGCCGAGAAGGGACUGUGGGAGGAGGCGGCGAGGGUGAGGAAAGGCAUGAGAGAGAGGGGAGUGAGGAAGGAAAUAGGGUUCAGCUGGGUGGACGUGGGUGAUCCUGAUGGUUCGUUGUGCUCGCACGGGUUCUCAUCAGGUGACAUGUCACACCCUCGGUCGGAGGAUAUAUUCAGGAUGGUGGAGUGCCUGGGAUCGGAAAUGCAGUUCUUGAGAGAGAGACAGAGACGGGGAGAGACUGAGAGGAUGUUUGCAAUGUGAUUUCAUCAACUCACUCGAUGCGCACAGGUAAAUUUUCAUCGAACUGGAUGAUGGAUGAUAAAGACUGAGCACCACUGCUUCAUAUCAAUCGGUCGCGCGGUGAGAAACAUGGAAGAAAGCAAGAUUUUGGAAGGAAAUGCGUUUAUCUUUACUCGCUGAGGAAAAAUUCAGUUUCAGUUUCCAUGUCCAGCAGAAGCUGAUGACACCACGACACAUCUUUUGAGGGGCCGAUGAGAAAUGAUUUCUUGCUUAGAGAUGGCAAAAACUUGGCGUUAGAUAUCACUAGUCUUUGCUUUUCAUUGUUUGAGCAAUGGAAUGCUCUACAUUAUUCUUUGACUAUACGGAAUUUUUCAUACAUAGUAAACAUUGAAUAACCAUUUUUCGACCA
Eucalyptus grandis is the source of this 3587-nucleotide messenger RNA. Its product is annotated as pentatricopeptide repeat-containing protein At4g32430, mitochondrial-like. Gene Ontology annotation, biological process: RNA modification. Gene Ontology annotation, molecular function: RNA binding; protein binding. The record is from RefSeq and is a predicted model, not a curated record. Lineage: Eukaryota; Viridiplantae; Streptophyta; Magnoliopsida; Myrtales; Myrtaceae.